AUGCUUGGCACCGGAUGGAAAAACGUCCUCCCGAGACACUCUCGUUUGACGGACGGCAGCGGCGUUUCGCCUCAACCUAUCGACGACUGCACAACCAGCUUCCGGCACAUUUGCGGUCACGCUGCACUUUCUCCUGCGGACUCUUUCGACCUGCCCCGCGCCAUUUGGUUGACCGACGGCACGUCAGGCAACGCAGCCAUGGCUGCUUCGGGCGGCGCUGCGUUCUACCUCCAGCAGUAUCACCACAUCGUUCUGCCUCGCGACGUGCCCGGGAGGGAGGAGCAAAACCUUUCCCGGGUCGAGUCGGGUCUUCUCGACCGUCUUGUUUCUGCCGUCAAAGCUUUCACACAAUUCGUCGCUUCCGAACACCAGGCGGCCGUGGACGCAGUCCGUCUGGCGCUUUCGACAUGCAAAACGCUGAACGUGGAGGGCAAAAUUGACAAAGCGCAGUUGCUGAACGAAUUCCGACAGCUUGGAGACAGCCAUGCUCUCAUCCUCUAUGUGACGGAGCAAAAUGCAGCGCUGCUCGUCUACAAUGAUGCAAGCGACUCUGGGAAGAGACACAUGACUUUUGAGGCGUUCGAGACCUCUGCUUCUUCCGAGAAAGUCCUGGCUUCCAAGGGUGCUCUGCAGUGGGACUUUCCGGGACAGGCCGUGUCCCUUCCUCCCGAAGUCUACACCGACGAAGCGUUUCAAGAGAGUCUUGCGGCCUUUCUCGAUCAAGCCAGCGGCGAAUCAGUCAAGCAGUUCGCUGCGGUCACAUACAAAGCUUGCGCCCCGCUCCCGGAAGUCCGAGAUACCGCGGACCCUACUUUGGUGACUAGUAUACUAAUGGCGAUUCUCGAGGCCAAUGGUGCGAGUUGCUUUCCUUCACUCCUUCGCAAACGUGUCCGCGAUACAGUCUCGUUCGACAAGGCUGAUAAGCCAUGGCGGAGGUCCCCCUUCUACCUUACUCUCCGAGUAGCCCUGCAACGUCAUCUGUACAGGUUACUGGGACCAGACAUCGGCAGGCUGUACUACAAGACCAUCAUAUGCAUCUUCCUGUCGACCUUCUUAGACAACGCAUUUCUGCUUCUGCCGCACGAAGCAACGCAUUCUUUACGGCAAAAGCUUGGUCGUCGUCUCAGCAAGCUAGAACUGGACCGCGUUAGGAGCUCACGAGCGACUAAGGACUUCUAUGCUCUUGUUUUCAAAGCUCUUGGGCCGCUUUUCGAGAAGUCUCUAGCCUCGGCGACCCGCCUCCUUCAGUCGCAAUGGGAUGCAUACAACAGGAGGACAGGGCGCAUCAUCCGCCCCCUACCCCGAUUUGCGAGUCGACCAGAUGUCUACUUGCAGCUCCCGCUCAGUGGAGCGUAUCUCACUCAUGCCUUUUAUUGGAAGGGAUCCGGUAUGGCUGGUCAAGUGCAGUCACCUGCCGAUUUCUUAUACCGCUACGAGGAUUCCGCUCCCGGUCGACCGUUCCAUGCCGUCACCGAUCAUUACCUGCCCCUCUGCAAAUUCCAGGAAGAAGUAAUAGAGCCUCUGCUCACACGCGCUGAUCCUUCCUUAGAGCCCGAGCUCCGAUGCGUACAAUUGUCGUCUCAUAUCGCGUCACAUAUCUCGACAUUCGGGAACGCCUUCCAUGACUACCCUGAACUGUUGAGCAGGCAGCUUCUUUCGUUGAUGGAAUUGUGGGUAGCCAUGGACAAAGCUGCCACAACAUGUUACCGCCAUCUGGCCGACUAUCACCCAGGUUUCGAGCCAAGCAUGCUCGACGCCCUCCAGCUGCCCUCAUUAGAUGAACUAAAACGGCUGCACGAGGUGCAGUCAUACAUAGCGGAACGCCGCCGUGGAUGGAGCGGCACCGGUCCGAAGACGAUCUUUGCAAAGCCUGAGCAGAAGUCCUUCGCCGCUCGAUACUACGACGAAGCAUCGGAAUCUGCACAGCUGAUGGACCUUCGUCGCCGUAUUGAAUGCAAUGCCGAGAUGGCACGUGAGGCCAAAGAAGAGGAAUGGGACACGAAAAGCUGCAUGCACGAAGCGCUUGUAAAGGAAAUGGCUUCUUUAUCGUGCGUCUUCACUACGGAGGUCGAUGACAACGGCUAUCCCAGGCGCGUCCACAAAAAGGGCUGCCGCAGGCAUAGACUCAAAUGGCAAGCCAAACAGAUUGAAAUUGAGAUAUUCGAGUACCCCCUGCCGGAUCCGGAGCCGGAGGUCAAAGCCGCAAUAUUCGAAUUAGCUUGCCCCAAGGCCUUCGCAGCCUACCGAGACGCAUCAUGGUUGAUCCUGUCCACCUUUGCUUAUCCCAACCCAGAGAACCCAAAGAAAGUUUCUCUUCUUCGCGAUUACGGUGGGCUACAGGAAUAUGCCAAUGGACUGGAGCCAGGGGUAACCUUGGCGUCGUCCGUCAAAUCACACCUGGAUUCCCACUACGCCACUUCAAAGUUUCCGGUCAUGUUCCAUCAGGUCUGUAAACCGUUUGCCCUGAAGCUGGAGUACUACGACACCAAUGGCAACGCUUGUGUGGUGAAGGACGUUGAACCCUCCUUUUCACACCUAUUUCCAUUGAAGCUUCCAAGCUCCUCACCUUUUCAGCCAUUCCAGCACUCUGGUGACAUCUGGCCUUCUUCAAAUGUGAUAUUGGCGAGCCAGACUAGGUGUCCGCCUGAUCUGAAUGUCCACGAAUUCACGGCGUGGCAAGGGCUACUGAUGGGAACCUACUGUCGGUGGCCAUCUUUAUUGCGUGAACUGGGUUCGGCGAACAUAAACUUCUCCACUGAUUCAACCUGGGCCGUUGUCUCCAGGCUCAUUCUUCAAGCUGGGCCUUCCUCCUCGGGCGACACUCUUCGAGACACCCAUUCCAUAUUCCGGGACGCCCAAUUCUGCAAGAAGAUCCUUGGCCAAGUUGAGCAGCGUCUUGCCGCGAUUCAGCGAAAUUGGCGAGAGCCCGUGCAGAUGGACAUGCUCAUAUCGAUCGUGUUGAAGGUCCUCUCGCUUACUUGCAACAAGAAGAUCUGCGCAAUAUCAAUAGGUCUACUCGAUAGAGCCCGCGAUAUAACCCGCGGUUGGUCGAUCAGCCUACGAUCGAUGGGCAACGAUCAUGGCCAUGGACCGUCAAUCUUCGCUAUCUGGGCGUCAGUAUUGUCCAAGAGGACUUUCUACGCCCGCAUUGGAAGGCCUGGAAAUACCGUAGACGAUGAGGCAUUGCGAUGCUUCAUCGGCGCUUCCAUUGAUCUCCAGAACAAUUUAGUUGGGCAGUUCGAAACCUUGCCAUACAACGUACGGAACGCAGUUUUGCAAGACUUGAUCUCCGCCUAUCAAUUUCGUCAUCAUGUCCUAGAUGCCGUCGCGGGCAAUCAACAUGCUCUUCUCGCGGCGCUGAACCAUAUUUGGCCCGUUCCGCAAGAUUGUAUGGACCAUCCUAGCGAGGUCCAAGUCACUCCAAACUCGUGGUGGACACAACUCAUCUUAACGUCUGUGAAGCACGGGGUUACUCGCCACGUGCACUACAAUGUGUUAUAUGGAGCUCUCUUGAUCGAUGGGCAGCUGCUUGGAGCGCUCCCCCCGGAGUAUCGCCGAUGGCCCAUCAUAGAUGAGCUUUUUGGCACACAGGGUCUUCAGAUUCUGCCGUCUCCGUUGCCUGGCAUGUCACUUGUUGUGAACCGUCUCAUGCCUUACGGUCAUUGGGUCCAUGUUGGCUUCCGAGGGGAUUCUCUGGUCAUUCGAGCCGUACGUCGAGGGGAGAUACUUGAAUUGAUCAACCGGGAUUUAUUUACGCGAUCACAGCGAUUUGAUCUGCCCGCACCUCUGAUCACGGGCUGCUAUCACUGGUUAAAUCUCAAUACUGGCGUGUUAGAAAUCCGACAAGACGAUCCGUGGAAGUCGAAAAAGAACAACUGGUACCUGAACAUUCAUACUCGGCGCGCUACGAGGAAGAGUGUGCACGUCCUCGUGGACCCAAACAGCGCUGUUGCGUCCCGAGUGUUCCAGAAUUUUCAUAUGUUCGAAUACGCCCGUAACAUUACGGUCUACCAACCACCAAUCGGCAGCAUGAGAGUGGAGCUGAAGCGGCUCGAACUGGAUUUCUUCGUCAAUCGGGCAGGCCUGCUCCAGAGUCCUCAACUUGGCGCUGUCAUCGCGGAGUCCCGCCUACAGGACCCAGGAACCUGGCACGGUUUGAGGAGCAAGAUAGUAGUUCGUUCGGUUAAGAAUCACUCUAAAUUGAGCAUUCUGGUACCUAUCGGCGAAGUUGAAAUUGAGAGGGAUGCACAACACGUCGCAAUUGUCAUCAAAAAUACUGGCAUCUAUCUCAAGUUCACCUUGAAUGAGGUUCUAGGCCGCAUAGAGUGUCCGGCUGAGCCUCGAUUGCUUUAUACAAGGGCGCUUUUGCAUGCUCUUACGUCCCACUUCUUGCCAGAUCGGUUUACCGGACGCACGGGCGUGGAAGAAGCCUUGUACUAUCUUCAGACCGGCUCAUACCUUCCUUGGACGUCUCUCCCUGCGGAGGUUAUGGACAUUCUCAUACACAUGGCGGCACUGACACCGGCUCGAACCUAUUACCCCGCUAACCUCAAAUGCAUGGAAACAGUACACUGGGACCACCGCUUGCCAACUUCGAUCCAGGAUGAUCGAUACCGAGGUCUCAUCGAGAGAAUUUGCCAGAGAAAUACCGACCUUUCUCCUUUCACGGCUGCACCGGAAAAUAACCAGCGUGCAUGUCCCGCUGGCGAUCACCAUUUGGAGUCUCGUGCCCUGUCACGCAUUUAUGCUUAUCGUGCCAAGGAUGACGAGGUCUAUCAGACUCGCGACCGUCGCGCGAUGACCGAUGAACAUCGGCACAUUAAGCUGACGUGCCAAUUGCUCUCGGAGUGGCCUAAAAACAUUCUGAAUACUCCAGUAUUAGGGUCGCUUCUGGAGAAAUUCCCAAUUAUUGGUGGAUAUGGGCGUUUAUUUGACAAAGUUCAGCUUACCGACCUCCUCAACGUUGACUUUGGUAUUGAUUGGGGUGCGCUUUCCCAAACCGCCAUUGACUCGCAUGAGAAGGACAAGUAUCGCCUAAUGUUCAUGUUUUCCCCAAUGGCGUUCUCCUCCGAGACGCCGAUGGAGUUGAUACGGGUUCUGAUUUCUUUUGCUGUCUUUGCAGAGCUGAAAGAGCUCAUUCCGCCAGCAGUCCCCGCGUACAACCGCUUCCAGCUAGGCAGGAUUCCGGAGGCCAAAGAACUUGCUGAACUUCUGAAGGAUGCCAAGGUGCUCUUCGCGUCAGAGGACCAAGCCCAGGAUACACUGCGCGGGCAAUUAGCACUUAGGCGGUUGGAGCACGACAAGGAAGCAACUCGAAGCUGCGAACAAUUCGUGGAAUCUAUACUAGCUCAGUGGCCCAACAAAGAAAUCGAUGCAGACCAUCUGCAUAAGACUAGCGAGAAGGUAUUCGACCGCGAUGAAGCCUUGGCCCUUAUGCUUCCGGAAUGGGGGCGACUUACCGAGAACUUUGAACUUUCCCAGUACCUCGAAAAGGUACAGCUUGUUCUGCUUCGCCACAGCCGCGACGAGCGUGACCAGCCUUUUGACCAUUUCGAGAGCAUGGACAUGGCUCCUCCGCGUCCCCUACUCUACCCUAUUGCAAUAAAGGGUGGAGAGGCUCCCAGCAUACAAGAGUUGCUACAGAAAGGGCUCCCAGGAUACACAAAUCUCAGCGCCGCUACUUCUCCUUCUCAAGGCACUCCUGCCGUCCUUUCUUCGUUGCCGAAUGGGGUACAUCAAAUGCCUCGUCCCUCUAAAGACACUCCCCGGGAGGUCAAGAACACAUUGCCUAUCCCCGAUGCACCUGCACAUAUCCAGGAACUUCGUAGAAUUAUUGCCCCAUACAGGCAUUCUUCAUCCUUGGUGCAGAAGCGAUACGGACUAGAACUCGAGCAGAGCAUCGAUGCGCUAGUCACUCAUAUAGGCGAGCCGAAGGUCGAGCCGCAACCUUUCAACCCCACAGAGUUCUCAAAGGAGAUGUUCCAAGCCAAGGAGCAUAUACGUCACUGCAUGGAACGCAUCCGUGGGGCGCUUCAGAAUGGGGAUAGCUGUGCCAAAUGGCUCCAAUACGCUGGACUAUGGCCAAGGGUGACGCCGAUUACUCUCUUGACUGAACUCCGUUCCACUUCCGGUGUUGCAUUUGGGAACGGUACAAAGCAUGCGCUUGUGGCGCUGGGCUUAGCUAUCACGAGCUACCAGCGACUUUUGAGGAUAGAGGCUGCGAUUCAAAAGGGUGUGGGUCGUCAACAGGGUCGUCAACAGCAAAUUCUUGAUGAGCGCAAUAAUCUGGGCCAUCAGAACUGGUCUCCGCUGGAGUAUGCUGAUUGGCUUCUUCUAGAGAUCGAUAGCGAUGUUAUGCUGCGGCCCGAACAAGUUGAGGUUGCCCAGGCUACAAUAUCACCCAGCUCGGGCGAGAACUCGGUCCUGCAGCUCCUGAUGGGAAAAGGAAAAACAUCAUGCAUCCUCCCUAUGGUCGCGUUAAUCCUCGCCGAUAAACGAAACUUAUUCCGUAUCAUCGUGCCCCGCCCGCUACUCCUACAAUCAGCGCAAGUUUUGCAAUCGAAGAUCGGUGGCCUCCUGAACCGCGAAGUACUACACAUUCCCUUUUCGCGAAAGACCCCGACAGAGCGGGACCUGAUGAAAGCAUACUUUCAACUGCAUAACCACAUUCAAAAGCACAGCGGCACCUUGCUUGCGCUCCCGGAGCACGUCUUAUCCUUCAAGCUAAGCGGAGUGCAACGGCUGUGCGACGGUCGUCAGGAAGAAGCGAACAUGAUGAUCAAGGCCCAAGCAUGGCUUGAUAGACAUGCUAGGGACGUCCUCGACGAGUGCGAUGUCUCACUUGCGAUCAGGACGCAGUUGAUCUACCCAUCCGGCUCGCAGAUGACCGUCGAUGGUCAUCCCCUGCGAUGGCAAACCAUCCAAAUACUGCUGCACCUCAUCCGCUUUAACGUCUCGAACCUUCAACGACGCUUCCCUCAGAGCAUCGAGGUGGUUAGACGUCCCCUCGGCGGCUAUCCCUUGAUCUACUUCUUGCGACGGGACGCCGAGGAGCGCCUGAUCGCCGAGCUGGUCCAAGCCAUUUGUGAGGGACAGACAGCCAUCUUGCCAUGUUCCGAAGUGUCAGUCGCCGACCGAAAGGAUCUUGAGGCCUUCAUAUCAGAGCCUUUGGUGGAUAAAGGAGUGAUAAGCAAGGUUACCGAGAUGUUCAAGGAAAAGGUCCACCUAAUGAACGUUGUCCGCCAUCUUCGAGGCCUUUUCGUUCACCGGAUCUUGUUGUCGACAAUGAAGAAGCGCUGGAACGUCCAGUAUGGACUCCAUCCCACUCGCGAUCCUAUCGCCGUACCCUAUCAGGCUAAAGGCGUGCCCUCUCCAACUGCUGAAUGGGGCCACCCGGAUGUUGCCAUCAUCUUGACCAGCCUUUCCUUUUACUACCAGGGUCUGGACAUUGCCCAAUUCAAGCAGGCUUUCGAGCAGCUUCAAAAGUCCGAUGAACCGAGUAUCGAAUACGACAAAUGGGCAACACGAGAUCUCCCUGAAGGUUUGCGCGACUACAAUUCCAUCAAUCUUGAAGAUCAUUUGCAAUUGCGUGAGCUCCAUCAAUACAUCCGCUUCAAUGUUCACCUACUCGACUAUUACUUGAAUGUGUUCGUCUUCCCCAGGCAUGCCCGGCAGUUCAGCACGAAAUUGCAGGCUUCCGGCUGGGAUCUCGUCCUAUACGACCCCACCCGGGAGGUGAACUCCAAGACCACCGGGUUCUCAGGGACUAAUGACUCUCGACAUCAACUACCAAUGAUGAUCAAGCAAGAGGAUCUACCAAAACUUGCGCAUACCAAUGCAGAGGUGUUGUCCUACCUUUUGGAGCUUCGAAAUCGCAGAUACGUGCGCACGGUCGACAACUUCGGCAAGCGCCUCAGCGAGGAAGGUCUCCUCAAGAAACUAUUGAAUCCUCAUGGCCGCAUGACGGCCCCUAAAACGGAGCGCAUCCGAGUUCUGAUUGAUGCUGGUGCCCAGAUCCUCGAGCACGACAACAAGAGUCUAGUUAAAGCAUGGUUGAAGAUCGAUGAUACAGCCUCAGCGGCUGUCUUCUUCGACGCUCAGCAUCGCGCAAGGGUGAUCUAUGCUAAAGGUGCUGACGUGCCUCUGGUUGCCUCGCCAUUCGCUGAAAACUUAGAAGACUGUCUAGUCUACCUGGACGAAAGCCACUGCCGAGGAACAGACCUAAAGCUUCCAGCAACCGCGAGAGCCGCCCUAACGCUCGGUCCACAUCUGACUAAGGAUGCUCUGGUUCAAGCGGCCAUGCGAAUGCGUCUUCUCGGCCAGACCCAGUCGGUCACCUUCUUCUCGCCUCCAGAGGUACACCAGAGCAUUUUGGAUCUCCGAAAGGCUCCUCGAAGCUACCAGCCUACCUCUUCCGACGUCAUCCGAUGGCUUCUAGAGCAGACCUGUAAUAACAUUGAGCAGUUAGAGCCGCUGUAUUUCAAUCAGGGGACGAACUACUUUCACCGGAUUCAAGCCAAACUUCGCAACCCGGAUUUCCUCGACCUGAAUGAGCACCGUGAUCGAUAUCUAUCUGUGGUGCAGUCAAAGGAGACUCAGUCGCUGAAGCAGCUCUAUGAACCAAGCCACCAGCAGAAGGGCACGGCGAAGGUGUCAUCCUUUGACGUCGCACUCCAAGGACACCUGCGGGCGCUAUAUCAGCGCCGGAAGAACUUCCAAGACCGUGGGCUCGCCGUGCAUUCCUCUGCUCUUGAAGAGGUCGAGCAGGAGCGCGAGGUUGAGUUUGAGGUUGAGAGUAUCCGCGAAGUCCAACCACCCGUUCAUUUCAAGGGUCACAAAGUUUCGAAACUUCAUCAAGACAUCGAAGAAUUCGCUGUCACGGGCCGAUUGCCGGCAGGCAGUGAUGGGUAUGAGCCAAUGUUCUGCGCCCUGCAAAAGACGGCCCUGGGCAUGAAACACGGUGCUAUUAGCGCCGCGAACACGUCCCCCGGCCUCUACGUUUCCACGCAGUUCAGCCGGACUGUUGUUGUCAAGGGAGUAAACGACAACUUCCUCCGCCCUUCGCAAUGGAUUGUAUGGAGUCGCACUGCCCAGCUUGGCCUGCUCGUCAGUCCUGAGGAGGCCAACCUUCUGAUUCCUAUCCUUCGCGAAUACGAGUGGUCAUCAGCCGCUCACUUGAUUGUCUAUGCCGCGCCGGUCACUCGUCGUAUGCUCCACUUCAACAACCUCGACUACUACGCUAUCCCGGCACCUCCGGCAGACUUCAAGGUCCCGGCAUGGUUGAAGGUUGAGUUGGGGCUCUUCUCUGGACGUUUGUACUUCGAUUGGGACGAAUAUCAGACAUUGCUCGGGUACCUUGGGAUCUCCACGAAGGGCAACCCAAGCGAGGAACACGUGGUCACGCGUCGAGAGGCUUUUGCGAAGAAGCCCCUCACAUUUCUGCACGAGUGGCUCGCCGUUCGUCGCAAAGGGCAAGACUUCGAACACACGCCAAUGGGAUUCAUCACGACUGGCAAGCCUCUGUUAUCGGAUCAUCCAUUCUUCCUCACCGGCACCCAGGAGAACGCAGAGCUUGAGUCCGCGAUGAAUGCCGCCGCAAUUGCUGCGCGGCAAGCCGAAGAUGAGGAGUCGGAAGAUGGUGAUGAUGGCAAUGAGAAUGAUCAUCUCUUCCACACCGAGGAUGAUGGGGUUGAUGAGGCUGUCUAUGAGGAGGAUGAUUUCGACGAGGACAAUACGUUCUUCGAUGGCCGCGAAUAUGUCGAGAAAACGGAGGAGCAGACUGAGGAGAAUGAGUAG
Trematosphaeria pertusa is the source of this 9795-nucleotide messenger RNA. RefSeq lists its product as uncharacterized. The coding region runs from base 1 to 9795 and encodes 3264 amino acids. The record is from RefSeq and is a predicted model, not a curated record. The transcript has 5 exons. NCBI's taxonomy places the organism in Eukaryota, Fungi, Ascomycota, Dothideomycetes, Pleosporales, Trematosphaeriaceae.